UUGGAUUAGGUUUGGGUCAGCGUUAAAGGUGUCCCAAACACAGAAUUGCAUUGGAAAGCGUCUAAAAUGGCUGGCCAUCCUAAUGAUAACAAAAGUGGAUAUGAGGAAUCGAGAUUUAAGACUGCUGUUGAUGAAAAUUUUCUUUGUUCCAUUUGUCUUAACAUCGUUAAAGAUGCAAGAAUGUGUCGACAUAACGAACACAUUUUUUGUCGUUAUUGCAUUGAAGAACAUCUACGAGUUAAUGCACAAAGGUGUCCACAAUGUCAAGAUAAUUUGACUGCACCUACACUUCUUCCAGCGCGGUUUGUUAAUAAUAUGAUUUCAAAGUUUAAGAUCAAUUGCGACUACGCUAGUCGUGGCUGUCCUGAAUUUAUAAAAGUUGAAGAUUUAGAAAGACAUGUUGAAAAUUGUGGUUUUGCUCCAGUGUUGUGUUCUAAUGAACGUUGUGGCAAGGAGAUAAACAAACGAGACAAGAUCAAGCACGAAACUAAGUUAUGUGAAUACAGAAAGAUUCCUUCUCACGACUUUGAAGAGAUUAGAGAAAUGUUUCAACGAAAUUUUGAUCAUGUUGACAAAGUAAAAGUGAAAAUGGAUGCUGAAGUAGGUCGACAAUAUGCGGAAAUACGUAAAGAAAUGAUGGAAUCAAAGAGAGAAAUAAAAGAUGUUCAACAAAAUCUUUCUUUGCUGACUAAAGAAAUAAAAGACAUGAAAGUAAUGAUGUUUCAAAUCUUGGAAAAGAUGAAUAAAAAUGAACAACAUGUUCAAACAUUAACAUCACCAAUUGAAAUAGUUAUAAACACAUUAAAAAGUGAUAUUUUGGUUGCUGGAGGUUAUUCACCUGGUUCCUCAAAGAGUGUUGAAAUAUUUUCAUGGAAGAAGGUGAAAUGGUUUGAGAUAGCAUCAAUGGAAAAUGCGCACGUCUAUGGGUCAUCAUUUAUUUAUAAUGAUAUUUUAUUUGUUGUUGGAGGUGUUGGCUGCAAGUCAAUGGAGACAUUGAAUAUAAAACAGUUUUCUUUACGUGGAAGACAUUUCCCACAGAGUUUCCUCAUGGGUGUUGGCAUCAUCGAACUGUUGUUUGUAAACAACAAAUCUUUCACAUUGGAGGAUAUGAUUAUGAUAAACAUACAACAUUGGAUGAAAUUAGUGAAUUACAGAUUACAAGUACAACAUCUUAUGUUUUGA
Molecule: messenger RNA, 1182 nt
Organism: Xenia sp. Carnegie-2017
Lineage: Eukaryota; Metazoa; Cnidaria; Anthozoa; Malacalcyonacea; Xeniidae
Product: E3 ubiquitin-protein ligase NRDP1-like
Exons: 1
Coding region: 67-1182 (371 amino acids)
Biological process (GO): tumor necrosis factor-mediated signaling pathway; regulation of canonical NF-kappaB signal transduction; protein K63-linked ubiquitination
Cellular component (GO): plasma membrane signaling receptor complex
Molecular function (GO): protein binding; zinc ion binding
Source: RefSeq, a predicted model, not a curated record